Fusarium vanettenii 77-13-4 is the source of this 1377-nucleotide messenger RNA. RefSeq lists its product as uncharacterized. Bases 1 to 1377 code for a protein of 458 amino acids. The transcript has 3 exons. The record is from RefSeq and is a predicted model, not a curated record. NCBI's taxonomy places the organism in Eukaryota, Fungi, Ascomycota, Sordariomycetes, Hypocreales, Nectriaceae.
AUGGUUGCUGCCAACACCAAAGGCCCUGGACCUGUAUCGCCAUAUCUGGAAUGGGUGAAGGAGGGCUUUGACAGUGUCUUUUCCCUACUCAAAGACGCCUCAAGGAGCUCUCGCGAGAAACUUGAAAGCGAUGUGUUUGGCGCCAUCGUGUCGAUGUGUCGCUGGCGGAUCUUGUCAAGAAUCAGGAUGAUCAACCCCGAGAACAAGCCGACAUUUCAGAAAUUCCUGAGAGAAAUUAACUCAGCAAUCGAACAGUCUCCGCGGAGAGCGGAUCGUACCAACUUUCUGACACUGAGCAACCAGUUGAUGUCUGAGCUGGUCAAGUAUCAGGCUGCAUUCACUCCUCCAAUCGGUGGUACUUGGGCGUUAAUUAGGGACGAAGACCUCGAGUCUAUUGUUAAAGUAUGCUACGAGUUUUCCGAGAUGCCGACUGUUGGAACUAUACUUCUCAAGGAUAUGAACGGCAUGAAACCGCGUGCUGACCCGAGUACAUGCGAGGCGGUUCUCAACAUGAUACGAAAAGUGGGAAACUACAAAAGGGCAGCGACGACACUGGUGAAACUCGCCAGGCGAUAUCAAUGUACCCGUCAGGCCAAUACACUCCCCGUGGUAUUGGACUCCUCGACACUUGUCCAGCAUCCUGUUGCACAGCGUCCUAGUCUUCCGGCUAUGCUGGAUAAGCUGAAAGCUCACCACGGAACGAGUUGGAAUACUGCCAAGAUGGUCAAAGAGCUUUCGGGUUACCUUGGAAGCGAAUCUAGGUGCUAUAAAAGCCAAAUUGACCCGCUGAUGCGUCAUCCAAGAGUUCAUGCUGAAAUGCAGCUCAUCUGGUAUCUCGAUCAACACAAGGGCCCGACGCCUCCAAGGGUAGUUGCCUCCAACAAGGAUGCCUGCUAUCUCUGCAACGCCUUCAUUGCCUUUCACGGAAAGUACAGCAUCCCAAGAACCCACGGGAGGAUCUACCCCGGCUGGAGACUGCCAUCCAGUGGCCUCCAGGAGGUGAAGAGGGGAUUUUCUCUGGAGUUGGAGCGCUUGGCGGUGGUCAAGAUUAACCGGAUAAUCAAGGAAGGGGUAGAGCGUAUGAACUAUCCGUUAGAGAGCACUGUACCAUCGGCUGCAGUAUCAGGAAUGUCGAUUCUCACGCAGCAGGCGGAAGUAUUGCGGGAGAUGGUUGAAGGCUCUGACAGCGACGAGACGGUUGUUCCCGAGCAUGGGACUGAAACCUUGAGCUCUCAUGGACAGCAGGCAGAUGAAUCUCUUUCUUCGCAUCAGGGAAGCCCUGCCGGAAAGGAUGGUUCUGAAAAGGAGGAAGAGGCGGCUCCAAGUCACAACACGGUCUUCACCAAGGCCAUUGUCCAGGUCUUUGUCGUUUUCUAA